AUGGAGUGGGUAGACAAAUAUCUACUUCCACUUGAAACAGAUAAUACUUCUCAGCUUAGAUUCUGCUUUGAGGAAAGAGACUUUGAAGCUGGAUUACCGAUUCCAACUUUAACAGUCAAUAGCAUCAGAAGAAGCAGGAAAAUUAUUUUUGUGAUAUCCCACUAUUUUUUUUGAAUGACCAAUGGUGUACUAGGUUCAAGAUAUACCAGGCCGUCCAGCAAGCCAUUGAGCAGAGUCGUGAUUCCAUCAUUCUCUUGUUUAUUGAAGAUAUUCCAGAUUACAAAUUAAAUCACAGCAUAAACCUGAGAAGAGGAAUGUUCAAGUCCCGCUGUGUUCUAGAAUGGCCUGUCCACAAAGAAAGACUGAAUGCUUUCAAGCAAAAACUUAAGAUUGCCUUAGGAUCAACUAACGUGGUGAAUUGA
This is a messenger RNA of Staurois parvus, 422 nucleotides long. The record is from the annotation of a GenBank genome assembly. Lineage: Eukaryota; Metazoa; Chordata; Amphibia; Anura; Ranidae.